ACAUGUCACAAUUUUUCAGUGACAUUUGAGUGAUUAAGUGAUCUUUUUUUUGUGCGAACAAUUUCUAAUUUACUCCUAAUUAAUUGGUGUUUAAACUGGUUAAGCAAAUAUGUUCUCUUCAGGUGUUAGGUGUUUCCAUGUUAUAAAUAUUUUUUUUUGACUAUUUAAAUGUAACUGGUUCUCUACGGGAUUCGCAUUGCAUUAUUUUCGCUCAAAACUGAAACGUCACUGCAAGUUACAAUGUUCGCGAGUUUGAAAAGUAAGAUAAAAGAAGAAACUGGCAGUGACAUCAGUAAAAUAACCAGUAGUUGGCGGAGCGGAGCCUUUCUCGGCAGAAUUACUCUCAGAGACGACUCGUCAACAUCUAGCCCUUCCAGUUCCGGUGGUCAUGGAGAUUCUACUUCAGAUUCAAUAUCACCACAACUGGAGUCGUACUUGUCAGAGCGCACAGGUGGUAAGAUCGACCAGGCUGUAUUACAACAGCAGUACUCCUCUCAAUUGGAAGCCAAGCUGAGGGAGCGAGACACCUAUUGGGAACAAAAGAUUGAAGAAUUGAAACUUUCACUUGCAUCGGUGCAAGGGGAAGAGGCAGCAGCUGCACAGGCAGUAGCCCGUACCGCGCAAGCCGAGGUAGCUAAAGCAACCACAGAGCGAGAUGCAGCUAAAAGACUAGUCACAGAGUUGAAGACACAACUGGCGUCCGCAGAACGCGCGCAAGACAGACUUGACGCGCUCAAUGAGGAGUUGGAGCAGUCUCGGCGCGAGUGGGCGCGCGAGCGGGCGGAGCUGAGCGGUGCGCUGAGCGCGGCGGAGGCGCGCGCCGCCGACCUGGCCGACAGGCUCGCGCUCGUGGCCGCCGCGCUGCCGCCUGACCAUCCGCAUCAUCACAUGCAUGACGAUGACAAACGUGAAGUGACUCCAACAGAGUGUGCUGACUAUGACCGCGUGUGUCGUGAGCGCGCCGUUCUGACGCGACAGCUACAGGAAGCCAAGAUGGCGCUCGCUGACGUCAAGACCUCCUGGAGUGGGCAGAUAGCAUCGCUGGAGACACAGGUGGCGCGACUGUCGCGGCAAGCAGGCGAGGAGGGAUCUGAAAGGAGACGGGUAGAGAUCGAAAAGAAAGAGAUGCAAGAUAAACUCAACAGUGCCGCCGCGGAACUAGAGAAAACUAAACAGAACUUGGCGAACAGUGAAGCUAAGGUGGCGCGCCUGAACGGCGAGGUGCACUCGCUGGCGCUGGAGCUGAAGGGCGCGCGCGCCGCCGCCGACAGCGCCGCCGAAAAAACAAUGGAUUUCGAAAGCCGCAUCCAAAGUCUGACCGAAGAGAACAAAGAGCUGGCUGAGGCUCUGGAGAACGAGCGGACGCUGGUGAAGAUCUUAAGGGAGAAGGUGGACAAGUCCAACCUGAUGUGUGACGAGUCCAAGGCGGAGGUCAACCACCUGAACUCCAUGGUGACGGAGAUGCAACACGACUUCUUGGAUAUACAGAGGAAGUUUGACAAGGAAAAGCGUGAGAAAGACGAAGCCUUGCUGCGGAACGCGCACAUGUCCCAGAGCAUCGAGAUGAGCCAGUGCAACGUGCGCUAUCAAGAGGCCGAGAUUGUGGAGCUGAAGGCUAAAAUUACAGAAUUAGAUGCACUCAUAGCACAGCAUAAAGAGAAUCAGGCAGCCUGUAUGUUAAUAAAAGAAAAUGAGGAAGCACGAAAAAAGGAAAUCGAGGAUCUAAAGAAAAGAAUUGACGAAUUAAUAGAAAACGAGACUGCACUCAAGAAGACUAUACAAGACUUGGAAACUGAAAUCUGUGAUAAAAAUAAGAAAAUAAAAACGUUAGAUAACAGAAUAUCGGACAUGAAGAAGACUCUACAACGUGAGCUGCAGAGCAGUAAGUCUGACCUCACGUCGGCAGAAGAACAAGAUAUUAGUAGAAGGUACUUGAAGCACGUGGUGCUCCGGUUCCUGACGGCGCGCGAGCUGGAGGCGCGGCAGCUGACGCGCGCGCUGGCCGCGCUGCUGCGCCUGUCCGCGCACGAGGAGCAGCUGCUGCGGGCCGCGCUCCCGCCGCGGACGGGCAUCGCCGCCUGGUUCCCCUCGCUCAACACCUGAGCGCAGGCCACGCCCACUGCUACACCGCUACGCCGGCCGCGUAGCCGCACACACACGGAUCACUUAGGUGCUGAAGCGCACGUAAGUUAUACACACACAUCGAACUAUAUGGGACAACAGACUC
This is a messenger RNA of Trichoplusia ni (cabbage looper), 2227 nucleotides long. It is a transcript of the gene Golgin97, whose product is annotated as golgin subfamily A member 1. The coding region runs from base 241 to 2103 and encodes 620 amino acids. Gene Ontology annotation, cellular component: Golgi apparatus. The record is from RefSeq and is a predicted model, not a curated record. The transcript is spliced from 14 exons. NCBI's taxonomy places the organism in Eukaryota, Metazoa, Arthropoda, Insecta, Lepidoptera, Noctuidae.